Molecule: messenger RNA, 2513 nt
Organism: Xenia sp. Carnegie-2017
Lineage: Eukaryota; Metazoa; Cnidaria; Anthozoa; Malacalcyonacea; Xeniidae
Product: AP-5 complex subunit beta-1-like
Exons: 19
Coding region: 259-1833 (524 amino acids)
Biological process (GO): endosomal transport
Cellular component (GO): AP-type membrane coat adaptor complex; lysosomal membrane
Source: RefSeq, a predicted model, not a curated record
ACUGUGUCAGUUAUCCAAUCAACCUUCUCUUGGGAUCUACAAAAGACUUCUCUGUUUUAAUUGGGUGAUUCAUUUCCCUUACGAGGCAAAACCUGAUAAAAGUCUCCUCAUUUUCUUGUGGAUUAUUUGGAUUUCAAAGAAAAGGCUAAAUUUCACCCGACUGUGUUCGAGCCAAUUGAUGUUAUACCUGCAAAGUUAAAUGUUUUGUCGUGUUGCUAUGCUCCUGGAGAUGAACCAGAUAUUGCUAGUGCUACGUUGAUGAACUGUCUUGUUGUCCUUUAUCGACCUUUGCAUCGUGGUUUGUUCCGUCCAUAUGCUACUCUUUUGUGUCAAGUUUUAUUUUCCUAUUUUACGAGAUACAGCAAGUCGUCUGCCUUGGUUGAGGAAAUUUACAAACUUCAGAUGUCGCUGGUAUCAAAACAGCCCGAUUUAAUUCAGUAUGUGCUGGACUUUGCAAUGUCCACUGCAGCGUACGAUCCUGAAAGUGAUCUAGCUUCACAAAUACUGCGUUCUCUUAACGAGUACAUUAUAUCGUUGCCAUUUCCAAAACAAAUGAGGAAUAUUGAAAGUUUUUUGAAGGGGUUCGAGUAUUCUAUGAGAUUCAAAGAAAUUUCACCAGAGGGGACCAUAAAGUACAUUAGGGAAUUGGCUAUCAGUAAAGACAUACAUAAGUGCCGCCAGACCUGGUCGAUUGGGCAUGCAAUACUUCAUGUUUGUAAGAGUAUAUUACAGUAUCACGAUACUGCUACAAUUAUCGCAGAACUUGGGGAUUGUCUUCUUACUAUAUAUUUGACAAAUCUUGGUGUUGAUAUCUGUGACAGGGCAAUGCUUUAUUAUACACUUCUGACCACCGUGUCUGCAAAAAAGUGUGCAAAGCUAUUAGCCGAAUCUUCAAAUGUACAACUAGAUAAAAGUUUGCUUUCUUCAGAGAGAUCUGACCUCGACAACUCCAGCGCUUCGUUGGGUAUACCAAUAGCAAGGAUAAACGAACCAUUUUUAAAGCUCACCAGGGCUGGACCUAUACGUUGGUGUGAAUGCUCUCCUGAAAAUAUGGAUAACUCAACGGAAAGAUUUAAGCACGGAUCAAGAGAAUAUAUGUUGUCGUAUUUGAAACGACUGCACACCGAAGCCGAGUACAUGUCCAUCGUCGUACCUUAUUAUAUUCAUUAUACUAGAGAACCGAACGAAAAAAUACCUGAAAAUAUUUUUGCUGCGGUUGUUCAGAUUCAUACAUCAAGCAAAUACAAAAAAAUACCAGAUAUUCAUGUUCCUUUCUUGUCGUUUAAAAAAUCAUAUGAACCAAAGGAAGGCUGUAUCCUCGUCGACAUUAAGUUCUAUCCAAACGAAUCGUUACCGUCUUCAUUCGAUGUCAGAAUUAUCUUCAACGAUGCUGACGGCUGUUCGUACUUGAUGGAGUUAUCGCCAAUUAUCCUUGAGUUUCAUGACAUUUUUGUCCCUUUAAACGUUUCUUUAAAACGUUUUGGUGGUGUCCAUUUCAUGUCAGAAAGUAAAAUAUUUAAGACGUUUUGGCGGAUUAUAGAAGAACAGCAGUACUCAAGAAAAUCCCUAGAAUGCUCUGGUGCAAAUUCAAUCGUUCAUUUGAACAUUGACAAAGAAAAAGUAGACGCCAUGUUGGAACGUUUAAAGGAUUACACGAUCAAGAAAAGUAAUUCUAAAGCAUAUGUUGCUGUAUUUUUACCUCCACAUAAUCACUUUCUUUUACGCUUUCAAUUGCAUCCUUCACAUGCAAUUGUGCAUGUUGCUACGGACAGGUGGCAGGUCUUGGCUUGUCUGUCAAAAUAUUUGAAAUAUGGAAGAACUUUACAGUCUUAGGAUGGUGCCAUUUCUUAGUUUUAAAAGACAUCUUCCUCAGGAUUAUGUUGAUGAUUUUUAUAGUAAAUGAGGGUUUGUUUGGGAAGAUUAAUUACUGGGGUUGAGUCAAUAGGAUAUAUUACAUGAAUUAUGGUAGAUAAUUAAAAAGGAUAUAUGACAUUGGUAGAUGUUAUUGAUAGCAUUGAUGAGCAUUAUUAAUAAGAUUGAAAGCACAAAUUGUACUGACAACAUUAGUAGAUAUUGUCAAUACAUUGGUGGGUUCAUGAAUAAUGUUGGUAGAUGUUAUCAAUAACAUUGCUGGGUGUCAUCAGUACAUUGGUGGGUGUUAUCAAUACAUUGGUGGGUGAUAUUAAUAUAUUGGUGGGUGUUAUCAAUAUAUUGGUGGGUGUUAUCAAUAAUGUUGAUAAUCAAUAACAUUGGUUGUAUAAAUUAUAGUGGUUUUACAAUGAUCAAUAACAUUGAUAGAUUUUAUUUAUAACAUUGGUUGUAUAAAUUAUAUUGGGUUUUAUGUUAAUUUAUUGAUGAAGUCUGAACAAUGAUUUUCAAUGAAAAAUGAGGACACAUUUCACUGAAUUCAGCUGGCUGAAUAAGUAAAAUUUCAAUGACACACAGAUUAUGUAAAGUAUUGUAAUUUUAGCAGAAAUAUGUUUAAUAAAAGACUGCGGACAUUAUAAAAGUAA